UGGCGGUUUGGAGCGGCCGUGGUACCUCUGCAACCCGGACCCCGCGGCCCGGCCCACAGUCCUGCCAUGUCCUCGUUGCUGGAGGUGAAGAGUAGCAUGAUACGCCAAGUGCAGGGUCGCCCGGCUGCCCGUCGCAAGCUGGACCAGCCUGAUGUCCAGGGGCCUGCCUCCGCAGCCUGGCCGGGGAGCGGUGUGGAGACAGUGGACGUGUUUGCUCAGAUGCGCCAGGUGCUGAGGACUGGGGAGAGUCGGCGGGGGCGAGGACUUCCGCACCCUGAGGUGGUCCUGCGCAGUGGCUCGCCUCCACCUGCAGAGCCUGUGGACCCAGCCCGUGGGCUGGCAGCGCUGUCCCCGGAGGAGGUGGAGAUGCUCUACCAAGACGCCUUGUACACGGUUCUGCAUCGCGCGGGAACCAUGGAUCCCCACCACGUGGACGACCAGGAGGCCCUGCUGCUGUACCUGCAACAGGUGUUUCACAGCAGCCCUGAAGAGCACGCCAAAGCCCUGGAGCAUGUGCAGAAGGCCAAGGCCCCCACCUAUGCCCUCAAAGUGUCCGUGAUGCGUGCCAAGAACCUACUGGCCAAAGACCCCAACGGCUUCAGCGACCCCUACUGCAUGCUGGGCAUUGUGCCAGCCACGGGGACCCUCCAGGAACCCAGUCCUCACAAAGAGCAGCGCUUCAGCUUCCGCAAGGGAAGUAAGCGAGGCGGUCAGCCCCCCACCAAGUGGAUGCAGGUCACCGAGGUCAAGAGCAGCACCCUGAAUCCUGUCUGGGAGGAGCACUUCCUCUUUGAGAUUGAGGAUGUCAGCGGGGAUCAACUUCACCUCGACAUCUGGGACCAUGAUGAUGAAGUGACUCUGGGGGAGGCCUGCCGGAAGCUGAAUGAAGUUAUUGGCUUGAAGGGCAUGAGCAGAUACUUCAAGCAGAUUGUCAAGUCAGCGCGAGCCAAUGGGACAGGAGGGUCUGCUGAUGAUCACAGCGAUGAUUUCCUUGGCUGCCUCAAUAUACCCGUCCGGGAGGUGCCAGUGGCAGGUGAGGAUCGCUGGUUUAGGCUGGAGCCACGCUCCAGUGCCUCCCGGGUGCAAGGCGACUGUCAGUUGGUGCUGAAGCUGAUCACCACGCAGAGGGACACUGCUAUGAGCCAGAGUGGGCGCUCAGGCUUCCUGUCAUACCUCUUGCUGCUCAGCCGGCUGCUGCAGUUCGAGCUCGGGGCAGAGCAGGCCAACCCCAGCAGCUGGCAAGGGGAGCUGAGUGGGGCAGCGGCCACUGUGCUCUGCCUGCAUGGUGCCCAGAACGACUUGUCGCCACUGCAGCUGGCCGUAUUGCACUGGCAGGUCAGUAGCCGCCACCAUCAGACCUGCACCUUGGACUACAGCUACUUGCUAGGGCUGCUGGAGGAGAUGCAGGCGCUAUGGGAGGAGGCAGCCUCGCUGGCGCAGGACCAGGAAGAGAGCCUGGCCCACAGCUUCUCAGCCUUCUCAGAGUUCGGGUUGCAGCUGCUGCGCGGGCUCCGGGACUACUUUCCUGCUGCCAACAGCAGAGCUGUGGACCGCCUGGAGCAGCUGUUAAGGUGUCUCAGCAAGCUGCAGCUCUUCCGAUCCUCCCUGGAGAACUGCCCGUCCGUGAUAGACCUAAGCUCGGACAUCACAGCAGCUAUCAAGAAAGGCAAUCGUGACUGGUUUGACCGACUCCUGGAUGCCAAGAGUCCUCGCAAGCAGCUUGGUCCUCAGCGCCUGGCGGGGCUGGUGGAGCUGGCGGAUGCCCUCUACGAGGACCUGCAGUCCUGCUACAGCGUCUACGACAGCAUCUUCCGCAGCAUCAUCAAGAUGGAUUUCUUCAUCCUGACCUUCCGGCAGCUGGAGCAGCUGGUGGCUGAGGAGACGUGGGUGCUGACCAAGGAGCUGAGCCCCAAGAUGACCCUGGAGGUGGCCUCGAAGCUCUUUGAGCUCUACCUGACCCUGGCCGAUCUCCAGCGCCUCUGGGACUGUGUCCCUGACCGGGAUUCCAGCGCUUUGGCCCUUGCGGACAUCCAUGUCCCAUUUUUGCCGGCUGUGAAGCUUUGGCUGCAGGCCCUGCAGGAGCAGGUCAAGUGCAGGCUUCAGAGUGCUGUGGAAGGGGACACGCUGGAGCCCACGGACACCUCGUCCAAGCACAGCAGCUCCGCCGCCACAGCCAGCCUGUGCUUCAGUCACACCCAGGAGCUGUGGGUUCGCCUGGCAUGGCCUGACCCCGCACAGGCCCAGGAGCUGGGCACGCAGCUCAGCCAGGACCUAUGUGAGGCCGCACUCUUCUACACAGAACAGCUGCGCAGGAAAGCGGAUGCAGAGCCUGGUGCUGCUGGUUGCACCCUGAGUGAGCAGCUCUGUGUGGUCCUAAAUAAUGUGGAGUUUAUACGCAAGGCGGCAGGACAGGCGCUUCGAGGCCUGGCCUGGCUAGAAGGGUCAGAGCUGCUACAAGGGGGUCUCCCCCGGCCCCUGCUGAGCUGCUCCCAGGCCCUGGAUGAAGACCUGCAGCGGGAGGCACACACAGUCACUGCACACCUGACCUCCAAGAUGGUGGGUGACAUCCGGAAGUUCGUGCAGCAUGUCGGCCUCUCUCCUGACUCCAUCCAAAAUGAAGAGGCUGUGGCCCCACUCCUCAAGUACCUGGAUGAGAAGCUGGCACUGCUGAAUGCCUCGUUGGUGAAGGGGAACCUCAGCAGGGUGCUGGAGGCGCUCUGGGAGCUGCUCCUCCAGGCCAUCCUGCAGGCUCUGGGGGCCAACCACGACGCCUCUGCUGACUUCUACGAGCGCUUUCACUUCACACUGGAGGCCCUGGUGAAUUUUUUCCACGCCGAGGGCCAGGGCCUGCCCUUGGAGAGCCUGAGGGACGGCAGCUACAAGAAUCUGGAAGAGGAACUGCGCCUGCACCAGUGCUCCACACGCGAGUGCAUCGAGCAAUACUACCUGGACAAGCUCAAACAGGCCCCACAGAACCGCUUCGGGCGCCUGAAUGUGCGCUGCCACUAUGAAGUGGCUGAGCAGCGGCUGGUGGUGGCGGUGCUGCAUGCUGCAGACCUGCCACCCCUGGACGCCAAUGGUCUGAGCGACCCCUUUGUGAUCGUGGAACUGGGUCCUCCACAUCUCUUCCCGAUGAUACGCAGUCAGAGGACGCAGGUGAAGAGCCGCACGCUGCACCCCGUGUUUGAUGAACUCUUCCACUUCUCCGUGCCUGCUGAGGCCUGCCGCCGCCGUGCCGCCUGCGUGCUCUUCACCGUCAUGGACCAUGACUGGCUCUCAUCCAACGACUUUGCUGGGGAGGCGGCCCUGGGCCUGGGGAGCAUCAGCGGGGUGGCAAGGCCCCAGGUGGGGGGUGGCCUGAGGGCUGGACAGCCCAUCACACUGUACCUGCGCCGGCCUCGAGCCCAGGUGAGGUCGGCGCUAAGAAUGCUUGAAGGACGCCCUAGCAAAGAAGCACAGGACUUUGUGAGGCGGCUGAAGGAGUUGGAGAAGAGCAUGGAGGCCGACCCCUGAGCCUGGUCGGCUCACCCGCCUGCCUGCCACCCCUUUGCUCUGUGUUGUAUCCUGUGCGCUUCCUUCCUUUGCCCCUAUGCUGACUUAGAUGAUAGCUCCAGGGGCCCAGAAUCUGCCCUGGACUGUGUGGGGUAGGCCUGGCCCCAGGUGAGUGGGGGUUGCCAGGUCUUGUCUAGAGACAUGCUGGGGUGAAAAGUUAGGCCAGACAUAGAAGCUCCAUCCUCAUGGUGCCCAGUGGGCAUUUGGAGGCAGCUGUAAGUACCAGUAUAUGUGGUUCUUGUGGACACCCCAUUCUGCUGGGCCACCCAGGUCCUCCCAGGCCAGAUGUAGAAAGAAAUACUCCAGGGUUUGCUUGGCCACAGCUUCAUUGGAAGGGUCCCACACAGCCCCAGGCCUGGGAGAAUUGAGCAUUGGUGCUGUCCCAGGCCUGUCACCCAUCAGGCCCACACCCCACAUGCUGCCACUGUCCUGCCUGCGAAAUACAACUGUGUGCAAGCUCA
Messenger RNA from Suncus etruscus (white-toothed pygmy shrew), 4013 nucleotides. It is a transcript of the gene BAIAP3, whose product is annotated as BAI1 associated protein 3. The record is from RefSeq and is a predicted model, not a curated record. The coding region runs from base 67 to 3513 and encodes 1148 amino acids. The transcript has 34 exons. Lineage: Eukaryota; Metazoa; Chordata; Mammalia; Eulipotyphla; Soricidae.